CUAAGGUAGUAAAAUAGACCAAUGAAAAGCUAUAUUUCGCGUUCCAUUUCUCAUUCAACCAACUUUGCGCGACGACAACUUUGACAACUUUGGGAAGAACAACCGCCUUGUCUCUUCUUCCAUCUCUCUUUUAUUACCCCCAACCUCAAUCGCCUUUCAUCAUAAAAUAUACUUGAUCCCUGAACAGUCAAGUAUUGAUCGCAAUUACACAUUCUCUCUGUGUAAUAUUUAAUAAUUGAUUAAUUCAUUCAAUUCCCUUAAUUCCCUGCGCAAUCAUGGGGAAGAAGAAGCGCGGCCACCCCGAUGUCGAGGACAUUCUUUCACGUCCUUGGUGUUACUAUUGUGAAAGAGACUUUGAGGAUCUCAAGUUGUUAAUAUCGCAUCAAAAAGCUAAGCAUUUCAAAUGUGACAGAUGUGGACGGCGACUUAACACUGCCGGAGGUCUCUCCGUCCAUAUGAAUCAAGUCCAUAAGGAAUCUUUAACGUCAGUCGAAAAUGCGCUGCCUAACCGACAAGGCCUCGACGUAGAGAUUUUCGGUAUGGAAGGAAUCCCCGAGGACAUUGUCACACAACACAAUCAGCGUAUCAUCCAAAACUUCUACCAAGCUCAAGCCGAACGUUACGCUGCCACUGGCAAUCCUCCUCCUGGACAGGGCGAGAAAGGGCCAGCCAAGAAGCUCAAGAUCGAGACUCCCGAUGAGAUCAAGAAGCGACUAGCAGAGCAUCGCGCAAGACUGGCAAAUCAGAAGUCUGCUAUGAAUGGAGGAAGCGCAACCCACACACCUCGCGAAGGCUUGCCCGAACGACAGAGUCCUGCCCAAAGCGCAUCUCCUGGCGCAUUUAACUCACCUUUCCCUCCACCUGGCGGCCAAUACCAAGGCUUCCCUCCACAGUCUGCCGUACCGGGCUACUCACCGCCUCCCCAGUACCCUGGCGCAUACCCUCCGCCGACGUUGCCUACCCGACCUGGAACCAACCUCGCUGCACCUGCUGGAUUACCUCCUCGCCCGGGACAAGCUGGCUGGCAAGGAGGUUCUUCGACCAUCGACGAGCUCGUAUCCGGUGCUACACAACAAGGCGAUGAUAUCGACCAGAUCAUUCGAAUGGCAGAGGCUGGCAUCAAGCCAAUUAGGAAAUCCGAAGCAACUGCCGAAGCAGCGGCUGAAGGAACAGAGAAGAAAUCGAAGAAGGACAAGGACAAGAACGUAAAGAUGAUAUACGACGACGAGAUCAGCCCGGAGGAGAGAAUGGUGAUGAUGCCCAAAUAUACUUUCACCCCGGAAAUUAGUGUCUAGGAUGAUGGGGGGGGAAAACAAUCAUGUAAGAUAUUAAAGCAGUGAUUCUGGGUGGGUAGUAUAUGUGUGCUGCAUUCUUGGAGCUAACAUUAGGAAGAAUAAGUUCGCUUUGAGGCCCUGGGCAGUUCCACCGAGGAUUAAAGGUACUAUACCCACAACCAGGUGAGAAACUGCAUCCGUAAUAUCGACCUCGGGCGAUAGUGGGUGAAGAGAGUACC
Messenger RNA from Hypoxylon fragiforme, 1513 nucleotides. RefSeq lists its product as uncharacterized. The record is from RefSeq and is a predicted model, not a curated record. Lineage: Eukaryota; Fungi; Ascomycota; Sordariomycetes; Xylariales; Hypoxylaceae. Bases 276 to 1295 code for a protein of 339 amino acids. Gene Ontology annotation, molecular function: DNA binding. Gene Ontology annotation, cellular component: nucleus. The transcript has 4 exons.